CCCUGUUACGUGGGAUAAACCUAGACAUUCUCAACUCGUACGCAGACCACGCCACAUCCCAACCUACUACAUACUAGCACCAAAUAUAACUGGGCAACUGACGACACCUUCACAAGAAUACAUAGACGUUGUUGCCGGAGUAAAAGCGACCCGACACUGUUUAUAAGUGAUAAGUGAAGUCAUUCGAGUUGUUUAUUCUACCGCCGAGAAGAUCUAUCUCACACUGGUUCUUGUAGUGUUAGUUGUAUAUAUUCGUCGUCAAGUAGCAUGCUUAAUAUGACCAGCGCAUCGCCAUCAGCUUUUACGAUUGAAAGUAUACUUGCACCAAGACCCACGCUGAUACACGCUGCCAGACCUGCGCCGUAUCCGUUCUUUCCACACCCAGCACACCUACAUACGCUACCACCAGAGUACCAUCACUUAGCAGCGGCGGCCGCGGCAGCUUACCCGGCAUUCCAUGGAUACCCAGCCUUGGAUUUCUUUGGUCGUAACCAGAAAAGGAAACGUCGCCACCGUACUAUUUUCACCGAAGAACAACUAGAGGAACUGGAAGCAACUUUUGAUAAAACGCACUAUCCAGAUGUGAUGCUACGAGAAGAAAUAGCUAUGAAAACAGAUUUGAAGGAAGAGCGGGUGGAAGUAUGGUUCAAGAACCGUCGAGCAAAGUGGAGGAAACAGAAACGCGAGCAACAAGAAUCAAUCAGGAGAGCAGCAGUAGAAACCACAUCACACAAGAAAAGCGCCGAAAAGGGGUCACAGUUGCUCGGUUUAUCGUCAACGACAAACGCCGGUGAAUUGGACGAAGAUGAAAGUAACAUAGAGGUCGUCAGAGACACGGAAGACACACGUGAACUCGAUAUGAGUUGUAGGCGGAAAGGUUCAAUUCUUGGCAGCGACUCGGACAUUGAACAUUCAGUAUCCAGUCCGUGCUCGUAAUAUUCUUCAAAGUAUAUAGAAAACUCAUCUGAAUGUAUUAGUGAUGGUUGGAGUAAAUGAACAACACACUACUAGUCACAUACCCCAACGUUAUGCCAUCCGCAUAAAACGAAGUCCUUUGCACUGCAUUCUACAACGACGUAUUUUCUCCACAACCAUACCGAUUCGCUUUAUUUUAAAUGUUUUUUAAUGUUGCAUUGACAUUAUAAUUGCUGCAAAGUCGAGUUCACUAUUAUUCAGUAUUAAGGACAGUUUAUUUCAUUGUAUAUUAAAAGUCGGAUCAUCACAAAUAUAUCGACCGGGUAAAAGUUACCAUGUUUAAAUCACUCUGCUUCAGCCGCUUUAUAAACAAUUCGUUAAUUGUUUUCAACAUUUCAUACAGACUUUAUAUUUUCUAGUUAUUUUUAGUUGUUAUUGUAAUAACAAGAAAAGUUUAAAUAUUUAAGGACUGCCCAACGAUGUAAAUAUUAGAAAGAAUAAAAAUGGUUUGUCGUUACUUCCCAUGUA
Saccoglossus kowalevskii is the source of this 1443-nucleotide messenger RNA. RefSeq names its product goosecoid transcription factor (gene Gsc). Gene Ontology annotation, biological process: regulation of transcription by RNA polymerase II. The record is from RefSeq and is a predicted model, not a curated record. NCBI's taxonomy places the organism in Eukaryota, Metazoa, Hemichordata, Enteropneusta, Harrimaniidae. Gene Ontology annotation, molecular function: RNA polymerase II transcription regulatory region sequence-specific DNA binding; DNA-binding transcription factor activity, RNA polymerase II-specific.